Messenger RNA from Corticium candelabrum, 1047 nucleotides. RefSeq lists its product as uncharacterized. NCBI's taxonomy places the organism in Eukaryota, Metazoa, Porifera, Homoscleromorpha, Homosclerophorida, Plakinidae. The transcript has 2 exons. The coding region runs from base 19 to 924 and encodes 301 amino acids. The record is from RefSeq and is a predicted model, not a curated record.
CAAACGAGGCUGCUUGACAUGAGUGCGGUAGAACAAACUGAAAACUACGAAGAGAAAGGUGACAUGCUUAUGUGCACCGCUAGCGCUCGUAAGCAGCAGGUGUCUCCUUGCUUGGCGAAUCUCAACGAAGCAAGCAAUGCUCUCACCCAUCUUUCUUCCGCGGUCGAAAGCAUCAUCAGUCCUUGUUCGAGUCUCGAAUUAUCGUUACGUCAACUUGGAGAAAAGACGGAAGACAUGCCGGCAUCAUGCCGAUUGCGUCUUGACGAAGUUGAGUGCGAUCUGUCAUGUUGGAAGGAGGUGAGAGACACUUUUCGACUUCAGUCACGUCGCUACUGGGACGUGGGAGUCGGAAAACUGUCAGAAGAAGCGAGGAAGCAGCUUGAUCUAAACGAAAAAAUCGAGAGCGAGCUUGUCAUCGUUUUCCUCCGUCAUUGUGUUAGCCGCUUGAAUGCGGUAAACGAAACAACAUUGAGAUGGAAAGAAACGAAAACAUUUCAAUGUUUAGAGUCAAAUAUCAAAGAGAUAGUAAAUGAGAUCGAGGGAUAUCGAGCCAGUGGCAUGAAGUCUUGGUACAACCCUUUCUACGAAUUUGCAAACAAUUUUUUUGAAAAUUUGUGUACAGUGACACAAGUGAUUGAGACAGAUGUAGAUACGAGUGAAGAUGAAGUGCAAGUACAGUCUGAUAUUGAAGAGAAGACUGAAAGUCUGGUUUCCUUACUUGCUCGUAUUCGUAAAUUAAUAGUGACUCUCAACAGUGCAACAUCUGAAGUACUGACCUGCUGGGACGUCAUUCGGUCAGAAAAUGAAAGAGAAUCAAAUUUGGAUGACUUUGAAGGAGAUCUAUUUCUUACAACAUUCAGAUCGUUUCUUGAUAAACUGGUAUCAUCAGGAAGUCUCCCAUGUGUUGAAUCUACAAUUACUUGACACUUGUGAUACUGAUGUAGGGAGGAUGUUGUGUGAUAUGGUUGUUGUAAUAACAAAAUACUUAUACUUGUUUAAGUAUCUAUAUUUUGAGAUACGGCUAUUGACUGUUACACAAUGACUAAA